CCCACACACGCAGACACACACUGUUUUCUCUCUCUCUCUGCUCUUCUUCCUUUUUCUCUGCUCUCUCUUUCUCUCUCAAGAGAAAAACUCUGAACUCUGACAGGAAAAAACACCUGACCCGUGAAAGCAGUUACCUAAAAACAUUGUACAAAACACACACACAGUCACACACCCCAUUUCUUCCUUUCCUCACUCAAUACUCACUCCUUUAGCCACAACAUUCAUUCCUUCUUCUUCCUUGUUUCUGCAUUUGAACCCCCUUUUUUGGGUUAUUUAGAUUAGUCUUUUCUCUUUAUACAUUUGGCCCUUUUUCUUUCUUUGGUAUAGUUAACCUGUACCGGCAAAAUCUGGGUUUUUCCUGAUACUCUCAAAUGGGGCGUUUUUUUAAUGGGGUUUUCAAAGGGUUAAGAUUCUGAAAAACGGAAUCUUUUCUGCCAAAAAUAUAUUGAGAAAGUUGGGUUUUUGUUUUUUUUCCCCUCUUUUGCCUCCUCGAUUCUUGGAUUCUUGGAAGGAAAAAUGGGUUCUUGGUUAUAGUUCGUUUGAUAUCCUCUGUUUCGGGGAAGAAAAGGUUUUUAUGGGUUGCUGCUGAUUCUGGCAGCUCAAAGAUGGAAAUUCUUACUCUGCUUACUGCUGUGAUGUUUGGGUUGCUGUCAAGUUCCCAACUUGUUGCAACUGGUCCAGUUUCUGAUGAUGAUCGGACCAUAUUGUUAGAAAUUGGGAAAGAGCUCAGUUUGUCAUUUUGGAGCUCUAGCAAUUCUUCAAAUUACUGUUCUUGGACGGGCAUUGUUUGCAGCAACGAUUCAUUGGUGGUGGAGAGGCUUGAUCUUUCUGGCCAUGGCUUACAAGGUAAUGUGACUCUUAUCUCAGAGCUUAGAAGAUUGAAGUCGCUUGACCUCUCUUACAAUAAUUUUCAUGGAUCAAUUCCACAAUCAUUUGGCAAUUUGUCUGAGUUGGAGGUUCUUGAUUUAUCGUUUAACAAGUUUGAAAGCUCAAUUCCUGUGGAAUUGGGGAGGCUCAAGAAUCUUAGGUCGUUGAAUCUCUCUAACAAUUAUCUAUCAGGAGAAAUCCCUGAUGAGCUUGGGGAGCUUGAGAAUUUGCAGGAGUUUCAGAUGUAUACAAAUAGAGUGAAUGGUUCCAUACCACUCUGGGUGGGGAACUUAACCAAUUUAAGAAUAUUUACUGCCUAUGAAAAUGAAUUAGGUGGUCACAUUCCUGAUAAUUUGGGCUCAAAUUCUGAGCUUCAGCUGUUGAAUCUUCAUUCUAACCAGCUUGAAGGGCUUAUUCCUGACAGCAUUUUUUCUAUGGAGAAGCUAAACAUUUUGGUCUUGACACAGAAUUUUCUUACUGGCACUAUUCCCACUUCAUUGGGGAAUUGCAAAGGUCUUUCAAGUAUUAGAAUCGGGAAUAACAAGCUGUUUGGAAACAUUCCCAAAGAAAUCGGGAACAUUACGAGCCUUACAUAUUUUGAAGCAGAUAACAAUAAUCUUUCUGGAGAGAUUGUUUCUGAAUUUGCUCAGUGCUUCAAUCUUACCCUUCUUAAUUUGGCCUCAAAUGGCUUUAGUGGAACCAUUCCUCCAGGAUUUGGCCAACUUAACAAUUUGCAGGAGUUGAUUCUUUCUGCAAAUAGUCUAUUUGGCGAGAUCCCAAUACCUGUUCUAAGCUGCAAGAAUCUAAACAAGCUGGACUUGAGCAAUAACAGACUGAAUGGUUCGAUUCCGCCAGAGAUUUGCAGCAAUUCCAGGUUGCAGUAUUUGCUGCUGAAUCAGAACUUUUUAAGAGGUGAAAUACCUCAUGAAAUCGGCAAUUGUGUGAAACUGCUGGAAUUACAAUUGGGAAGUAACUAUCUGACUGGUAGCAUUCCUCCUGAAAUUGGUCGUAUGAGAAACUUGCAGAUAGCCUUAAAUUUGAGCUCCAAUCACCUCCGUGGGCAGCUGCCACAAGACUUAGGACGACUUGACAAGCUGGUUGCUCUGGAUUUUUCUAAUAAUCAGCUCACUGGGAACAUCCCACCUGCACUGAGGGGAAUGCUAAGUUUGAUAGAGGUUAAUUUUUCCAAUAAUCAAUUAUCUGGUCUGAUACCAACCUUUGUGCCAUUCCAAAAGAGCUCAAACUCAAGCUUUUUGGGUAACAAGGGUCUUUGUGGAGAGCCUUUGAGUUCUUCAUGUGGAAAUAUAAAUGGUUCUGGCCAAUUCAGCUACCAUCAUAAGGUUUCUUACAGGAUCAUAUUGGCUGUUAUUGGUUCUUGUGUGGCUGUUUUUGUAUCUGUGACCGUUGUUGUAUUGUUGUUUAUGCUGAGGGAGAGGCAGGAGAAGGCCGCUGAGAGUGCUGGAGCUGCUGCUGAAGAAACUAUUGGCAAACCAGUCAUAUUAGCAGGCAAUGUAUUCAUUGAAAAUCUCAGGCAAGCAAUAGAUUUUGAUGCAGCAGUAAAGGCAACCAUGAAAGAUUCAAAUAAAAUUAAUGUUGGGACUUUUAGUACUGUGUACAGAGCAGACAUGCCGUCUGGAAUGAUUGUGUCCGUUAAGAAGCUGAGGUCAAUGGAUCGAACACUAAUUCAUCACCAGAGCAAAAUGAUAAGAGAGCUUGAAAGGUUGAGCAAACUCACUCACACCAAUCUGGUAAGGCCUAUGGGGUUUAUAAUCUAUGAAGAUGUAGCCCUCUUGCUUCAUCAAUACUUUCCAAAUGGGACAUUAGCCGAGUAUCUCCACGUGUCUAGCAAGAAACACGAUCAUAAGCCGGACUGGCCAACAAGACUCUCUAUUGCCAUUGGAGUUGCUGAAGGGUUAGCUUUUCUGCAUCAUGUUGCCAUUAUUCACCUUGACAUUUCCUCGGGUAAUGUACUUUUGGAUUCAAAUUUCAAUGCUCUGGUUGGUGAAGUGGAAAUAUCGAAGCUCUUAGACCCAUCAAGAGGGACAGCUAGUAUCAGUGCUGUUGCUGGCUCAUUUGGAUAUAUUCCUCCAGAAUAUGCAUACACAAUGCAAGUUACUGCACCCGGAAAUGUUUAUAGUUAUGGGGUUGUUUUGCUUGAAAUCCUUACAACCCGAUUGCCAGUAGAAGAAGAAUUUGGUGAAGGUGUAGAUUUGGUCAAGUGGGUUCAUUCAGCACCAGCAAGAGGUGAAACACCGGAGCAGAUACUUGACGCGAAGCUUAGCACCGUCUCAUUUGGUUGGAGGAAAGACAUGCUAGCAGCAUUAAAAGUUGCUUUGGCCUGCACAGACAGCACACCUGCAAAACGACCAAAAAUGAAGAAGGUCGUUGAAAUGCUUAGAGAAAUAACAAAAUGACUGCUCUUCAUUUGGCUGAAUCAAUUGCGGUUCAGUUUAAAAAAUCAUCUCUUGACGAUAUAGUCCAGCACUCAAUUAGUGGAGACACCACCAACACUCUGCCAUGAAACUUUACACCAUUGGACACGAUUCCUGUUUUCCCUCUCAAAGAGCUUCAGAUGAACUUCAGCUCAUAAUCUUCUCCGACUGAUAAAAACAUCAGAAGAGUCUGAUGGAGGAUGAAACAAAAGUGACCCCGUUAGAUUUGUGUCGAUAUUAAUAGUAAUAUUAGGUAUUCAAUCACAUGAUUGAAAUUUUUGUUCAGAAAUGCUGAAGCUUUUGUUGUUCUUAGUCAUAGAGUGAUGGAGGAGAUGAACGCUCUUUGUUUCUGUCAAUCAAGCUGUAUGUUUGCAUAUAAUAAUAGCAUCUAUUAAUCAUUCUUGUCUUACUAUUACUGCUAAUAUGAAUUUGGAGCUUCCAAAUUCCAGCUACUCUUGUGUAAUUGUAUCUCUGAUGUAAAUUUUGAUAUAUAUAGCAGUCCUAUUUUCAUC
This is a messenger RNA of Oldenlandia corymbosa var. corymbosa, 3811 nucleotides long. Lineage: Eukaryota; Viridiplantae; Streptophyta; Magnoliopsida; Gentianales; Rubiaceae. The record is from the annotation of a GenBank genome assembly.